AUGCUGUCGAAUAAUUAUAUACAUAGCUUCAAAAACAAUAUAUCAGAGUAUUUCAAUGAUUACGAAGAUUCUAAUUUAUCUUUACCUCGUUUCAAGCUUAUUAAAGAAUUUAGUAAAGAUGUCAAGAAUAUUUAAUCAUUUGUUCCUUUCAUUAAAGAAAGAGAUUAAAUGAAUCGUUUAGUGAGGAUUAAUUCAGAAAAAUAACGAUUUAAUACAGAUCAUUCUAGAUCCCCAACAAAUUAACAUCAUACUCCAGAUUAUCAUUGGCAUUUCAAUAAACAUUAUAUAACACCUGAGAAAAGAAAGAAACCCAAUUUGAAAUUUAAUUACUUAAUCAAAAUAGAGCCUAAAAUUGAAUAGAUAUCUGAAAGAAUAUAGAGUAAACCUGAUUUAAUGGAAGAAACUAUUUAACCUUAGUAAUAAAAGCAAAAAACUUAAUUUUUUAAACGCAGUAAUCUUAAAAUCAAGACCAAAAAAUAAAUGAAUUUUAAUAAUUAGAAUUAAUUGAAUGAUGAACCAAACAAAUUUUAAAUUCAGGUUCCAACAGACGUCUUAUAACCAUAUAUUAGUCAUGAAAUGGAAUAGAUGAAAUAAGAUCUUUUUUUUAAGGUUGAUAUGGAUUAUCAUUUUCCAAGUGAUUUAACAGAUAAGCUAAUCUAAUAAAAAUAGUUAAUAUUUUGUUUAAUUAUUAUAGACAUAUUGAAUAACUAAAAAGAAGAUUGAAAGAAUGGGGUGAAAUAAAAUCCCCUGAAGAUAUUUAAGAUUUAAAGGAGUAUGCCAAAUAUAUACUAUAAAAAAAUACUUGA
Messenger RNA from Paramecium sonneborni, 806 nucleotides. The record is from the annotation of a GenBank genome assembly. NCBI's taxonomy places the organism in Eukaryota, Ciliophora, Oligohymenophorea, Peniculida, Parameciidae.